Molecule: messenger RNA, 5560 nt
Organism: Cololabis saira (Pacific saury)
Lineage: Eukaryota; Metazoa; Chordata; Actinopteri; Beloniformes; Belonidae
Gene: crtc3
Product: CREB regulated transcription coactivator 3
Exons: 15
Coding region: 762-2876 (704 amino acids)
Biological process (GO): protein homotetramerization; positive regulation of transcription by RNA polymerase II
Cellular component (GO): nucleus; cytoplasm
Molecular function (GO): cAMP response element binding protein binding
Source: RefSeq, a predicted model, not a curated record
AGCAGUGUGCGGAUCUCCGCGGCUCCUAGUCGCUCUGUCAGUCGAGGGCGAAGUUGGAAACAUAAACAAGGCUUUUCUCACAAGACAUCCGAAUCAACGAGGACGAGGAGGCGAGCUUUUUUUCCCCCCCGUCUUUGCCGAGCGUUUAUCUCCUUGGGUCCGUGGAUUAACAGACUGAUAUUAACUCGGUUCUAGUGGAUCCACUUCAGCAUCAGUCUGGAGCUGCUGCUGCAGCUUGAGUCAACUUGGAAACUCUGCUUCUCCGGGACAAACACGCACUUGUGGGAGUGUGAUUGAGCUGGUAACCCUCGGGUGUGGUGUUGUAUCCCGGGCUGCUGCAGGUCCUAGGAGGACGGGUCUGGGUCAGCGGUUGUUUCGUCCCGGGAUGAAGCAGCAGCUAGCUGCCCCGUUAGCUCCGCGGCUAGCCCGCAUUCAAACAAGUGGUUCUGCUGAAGUUACUCCCGCCGGCCCCCGGCCAAGGUUCUCCGUCUAAACCCACCACGGUCCACCCGAGGAACAAACACCCCCGCAGAACUGUGUUUCACUGCGGGUUUUAUUGACAUUUGCAGCAACUUUUCUCCCCCAAGUGCAGCUUAUCGUUAGCCUAGCCGCGCUAGCCCCAGCAGCUCCGGGACUUCACUUUUUAUCUGUUUUUUAUUAACUCUCCAUGGCCUCGCAGCGGGGUUCCCUCGGGGUAUUUGAGGGAUAAACCCCUGCAGCGUGUUCCCCCUAGUGUAGUGAGUGAGAGCCUCGGCCCCAGCAUGUCGGGCUCCCCGGGAGGAUCCAACCCGCGGAAGUUCAGCGAGAAGAUCGCGCUGCACCACCAGAAGCAGGCGGAGGAGACGCGGGCCUUCGAGCAGCUCAUGACCGACCUCACCGUGUCCAGGGUGCAGUUUCAGAAGAUCCAGCAGCUUCGAUUGUCUCAGUCCCGGGCCCCGUACUAUGGAGGGUCGCUUCCCAACGUCAAUCAAAUCGGCAACACCAGCACUGAAUUUCAGGGGGGUUUCCCCUCAGGGUUGGACUCAGUCAGAGGGACCCGCCACCACGGGCUGGUCGAGAGGGUCCACCGGGACCGCAACCGCAUCAAUUCUCCUCAUCGCAGACCCAUUGACAAGCAUGGACGGCAGAUGGAGAGCUCUCCGUACGGAGCAGUGUACCUGUCGCCACCGCCGGACAACAGCUGGAGAAGGGAACAGCAGCCAUGGACUGAGGAAAAACGGCCUGGGUUUAGAUUAUUAUCACAACUCAACAGAACCAACUCUGACUCUGCUCUGCAUACAAGUGCUACGAACCCAAACCCUCAGGACCCGUUUGGCAUGAACCAGCAGAUGGGAAGAUGUCCUCCACAGCGCAAUGGCUGGCAUGCAGCGAGUGUAAAUGAAGCAGAAAUCGACGGCUCUGGAGAUGUCUUCUCCUUCCCUGCUCUGCCUAAUGAGGAGAACCUAAUAGGUGUCAGUAAGCCUCUCCCCAAGCAGCUGUGGGAGGCCAAGAAGGUCCAAAAUCUGGCAUCACGGCCUAAAUCAUGUGAAGUGCCUGGAAUCAACAUAUUCCCGUCUCCGGAGCAGAACCCCGGUUUGUCCCACUACCAGGGUUCAUUGAGUACCGGAGGCUCGCUCCCCGACCUCAGCAACCUGCAGUUCCCGUCCCCGCUCUCCACCCCGCUGGACCCCGAAGACAACGGAGGGUACCCCAACAUCAGCGGAGGCAGCAGCACCGGAAACCUGCCCGCUGCCAUGAUGCACCUGGGCAUCGGCAGCUCACAAGGUCUCUCCUCCUCCCUGAGCAAUCCCUCCAUUCAGGCGUCCCUCAACAACUGCCAGCUGCAGUCGUCUCUCAGCAAUCCCUCCAUCAACGCAUCCCUGCGUCUGUCCAGCAACUCGCCCCGGCGGCGGCCGGCUCCCAUCAGCCCCCUCACCUUGUCUCCAGGAGCAGAGCAGCGCAGGGGUCUGGCCAAGCAGCUGUCCCCCACCAUGUCCCCCUCGCUGUCCCCCAUCACACAGGGAGUUGCUUUGGACACCAGCAACAUGCCUCGGGAACCACCGCCACCCUAUCCACUCUACCAGCAACCCCAGCAUGCAGUGGAUCAGGGCAGACAACGCCAGCAGCCGCACCUUCAGCAGCAGCAGCAGCCGCUGUCGCAGCAGCAGCAGCAUCAGCAGCAUCCGCAACAUCAGCAGCUACAGCAGCAUCAGCAGCAUCAGCAACAACAUCAGCAGCAGCAACAUCAGCAACAUCAGCAGCAGCAUCAACAACAUCAGCAACAUCAGCAGCAACAACAUCAGCAGCAGCAUCCGCAGCAACAUCACCAACAUCAGCAGCAGCAGCAGCAGCCUGUGUCACCUCUUCAGAACAUCCCACUGGACUUUAACGCAGGCCAACACAACAGCAUGGCAGCGCUCUACAGUGACCCCUUCAUGGAGCAGCAGUUCUCAAACCGCCAGAACAAGACCCUCACUUAUCAGUUGGAUCAGUUCAGCCUGUUGGAAAACGCGAUGAGCUCCACAGCAGGGGGGUCCUGCUUCGAUCCUUCAUCCUCCUCGCUCUACUACUCCCAGGCAGCUCUGUCAGGCCUGGGCGGCAGCCACGGCAGCCUGCAGGACCCCAUGCACAUGAGGGCCAACAUGCUGUACUCAAACUGCAGCGGAGGAUUGCCCAACAUCAUCCUCACCGACGACUCCAACCCAAGUCUGUCGAAGGACAUCACCAGCGCGCUCUCCACGGUGCCCGAAUGUUUUGACUCGGAAGGAGGUUUCCCGUUGGAGGACGAGCUGCGCAUCGAGCCCCUCAGCUUGGACGGUUUGAGCAUGCUCAGUGAUCCUGACAUGGUGCUGCCAGACCCGUCGGUGGAGGACAGUUUUCGCAGCGACAGACUCUGAACGUCCAGAGCGUUGCACCUUUCAAGAAAAGCAAACACACAUGGAUUUGCAGCGUAUAGUGUACAAAUCUGAAUAUGCAUGCCGUCGAUCCCUAUAAGGCCACUCAGCAUGCGUCCACCGCCACUAAGAUUCAUUAAUGUGAAAGACUUGAGCAGCAUGCACGUACUCAUCCGCACCUUUUUUUUUUAAAAAAAAGGGGACUCGUGAACAGACACUGUUUACACCUGCUUGGCACAAAGGUACCCUAACGCACGCCUGAGCUCAUGUUAAUCAGACGCUAUUGAAACGGUGCAGCCGGGAGUUCAGGACCUGCUCUGAGCUCUGACGCAGCUCCGAGUCUCUGCAGCUCCUCCGGACUGAGAGAAAUGAGCGAGGCGCUUCAGAGAGGAGCCCAGGUCCCCCUGCUUCUCCCUCACAAACCACCGCUUCCCUUUCCCCAGAAGCCAUGGCAACACCAUAACCAUGGUUACACACCAUAGCAACCCCAUCGCCGUGCUGAAGAGCCGCAGAAAAGCCAGCACACGAUCUCCAGCUCUAAUGAAGUGAGUGAAGCCCAGAGGUGUCGUUGCAGUUACUUCUCCACGCCGGGGCAGCGGCGUGAUGAAACCCGCGCUCUGGAACAGUCAUGGUUGAGAUCAAGACCAGCCGGAUUUCAGAUCUUCUUUUCAAAUGUUCUAAUUUGCGAAUGGUGUCAGAUUAUUUUUAAAGUGUUUGCCACAGAUUUAAUAUAUAUAAGUCUAUAUAUUCAUAUACGCACCUCAAAUUUCAAUCUGAUUUGUGUUUUUUCAAAUGAGACAAAAAGGGCAAACUGUUUACAAAGAUGGUAUUUUAAUAAGUAAAUAUUACAAAUAUUUUUGGAUUUCUAAUUGAGAAAUACAACUCUAAGAUGCAUUGAGUAAAUGCAGUAUUUUUCCUUCGUAAUUGGUUGAAUAUCCUGUUUUCUGUCUGGCAGAACUCACACAGCACUGGGACAAUUAAAUUUAGACAUCUUUUUUCUUUUUUUUUUACGUUGUUUGAAGAAAAUACUUAAAUGUAUGUUUGUUGCAUAUGAUACAUCUGACGUUUUGUACUGACGUGUAAAGGCGCUUGUACUGUACUGAACUUGUAAGGGCAUGCACUGUGCUACUGUGGAUCGAUUAUAUCGUGUGUUUGCGUCUGGCUGUGUGUCCUUCGGCUGCAGGAGUUUAGUAAACCAUCACUCUCUCUCUCACACACACACACACACCCCAGCAGCCGGUCUGAGUCAUUCAGAGAGCAGGUAGUGACCGCGUGGACAACAUGUAACAUUGCACUUAACCUCUUUUGCACUAAUUGGUUCACAUUGUGUAGACUGAUAUUCUCACACCUGAGGAAGGUUUUUACCUGAUGCUCCAAAGAAGUUGAAAGAAGCCUCUGAUAAGAAAGUUUCACCUUUUCCACCCACAAGCAGCAGGUAUCCGGUUUCCGAUUGAUGUGAGAGAACUGGUGACGCUUUGUUUUCGGGGCUUUGACCAUAUGAUCCUGUGAUGGUAUGUUUUUGUGAAGAGCCCGUAUCUGCAGCCGGUUAUGUAACGGCUCGUCCUCGUCGGGCAUCCGGCGCCCCCUUGUGCCACUUUUGAUAAUCUUGAAAGAGCUAUUUUUACCUAUGCAACAUUUUCAGAGUGAAACCUGUUGAACAGGUGCCACUUGCACUUUAUGCAGCGUAAAUGUUUUAGUUUUGACCUACACGAUGUGAGGGAUCAAAUUGACUAGAAAUCACAAUAUUACAUGUGUCCACUGGCCACUCUGUGUUGACUCUGCAUCUGAUUGAUCAACAGAGAGAGCAAAAGAGUUCGUAGUGAGUGAUCCGAAGGAAGUUGUGCAAUGUUUUUUGCACUGUUUUUUCUAAUUUCUUUUAGUCAGGUGGUGUCACUGCAUAGACCAACGUUUCCUAAUCCAGGUCCUCAGAACCCACCGUCCUGCAAGUUUUAGAUGUUUCCCUACAGCAGUAUGUCUCAAAUGAGUGGACUUGUGCAGCCCCUUGUGACAGCUGGAUGAGGUGAUGUGUUGAUUUAACGCAGGAGAUUAUCUGAAGGAUGCAGGGCUGUGGAUCCCAAGGACCUGGACCGGAGACUCUAGCAUCUACUGAGUCCUUCCUGCAUCACAGAUUCAGCGUCAUUCUUGUCAAAUUUAAGAGGGAUUCUGGGGUUGUGAGGUUUUUUUAAGGGUUUAUGUUUAAUUACAGUUAUUAUUUUACAUCUCAUUAUCUCUUUCAUACAGCAGGUGAGUGAUGAAGCCACACAGCAGUGUAAAUUUUGCAGUUUAUAAGGGUUUCUUGUUCCUUUUCGUCCCUCUGUCGCAGCCUGUUUCCUGCCGUCUAAACGCCUGCCUUCUGCUGCCUUACUUUGUUGUUUUUUUUUCAUAUUCCAGCAGUUACCUGCAUCAGCUGAUAGUCACUUCCCUUUAGCUGCCCGUGGUUUUUCUGUCACUUAGACUCACUGUCCCUUUUUUUUUGUCUUUUUUUUUUUUUUUAGUAGCAUAUUAAAGUGUACAGUUCUGUUAUUUAAAGAAUGUUUAUGUCCACUAGUGUUACUUUUUUGUAAUGCCAUUUGAGUUUAUUUUCCCUCAAGAAAAAAAUAUUGGUUUGUAACGUAUGUUAUAGUGCUUAUCUUUCUGAUUUAAUAUAAACAAUAAAAGUCUAUACUCUGUAUUAUGUCUGAAAGAUC